AUGAUUAAAAAAAUUUUUUUUCAUUUUCUUACUUUUCUUUUAACUAAAAUAGAUUAUGGGAACAAUGAAAACAAAAUAGUUGACGAUUCCUCACCAAAAAUUAAUGAAGAAUUACAAUCUUAUGCAACCUCAGUUUUUGAAGAAAAUGUGUCUAACAAAAAACUUGUAAAUGAAUUACAAACAGAAAAUCAUCGUUUAAGUUUACAGUCUUCUUCCUGUGAUGAUAAAAUUGCUUUAAUGGAAUCUAAGGUGGAAACAUUAAACAAUGAAAUUGAGGAUCUUCGAUGUCAAUUGUUAAAGUCUUUUAGGAGAGAAGAAAAACUUGACUUUCGACUUGCUGAGUACAUAAAAAAAGAAAAUAGCCUAGUACAAGUUCAAGAAGCUGCUUCUCUUACCAAAAAUUUGACUCAAAUUGAAAAUGGGGCUAUAAAUGAAGAAGUUGCUAGUUUGAGUAAAUCUAAGUUGGAAGAAUUACAACAAGAUUUGGAAAUUCAAACAGAUUUGGCUAACAAUCGUUUAACAGAACUUAAAGAAAUUACAGAAAGAAAUAAAUCGUUGUCUGCUGAAGUUGAAUGUUGUAAAAUGAAGAUGAAAUACAUUUCACCAGAUGAUAUUAAAAAUUCUAAUGAAUAUUUGUUUUUACAAACUUCUUUUUCUUCACUUUUUGAGGAUUGUAAAUUACAAAAAAAGGAAAUUGAAGAUUUAAAACAAGCAAAUGCCCAGAUUAAACAACAUUAUGAGGAACGUAUUAGUUCAAUGCAGAUUGAUGAAACAACAGCAUUAGAACGUUUUCAGCAAACAGUGUGUGAAUUAGAUAACGAUUUAAAUUUGGCAAGAAAAGAAUAUGAAAAUGUUUGUGUAGAUUAUGAAAUAAAUACAAUAUCUAAAGAACAAGCAAUUCCAAUACAAGAACAAGUUAAUUCUUUAAUGAAUACUCUAAGUACACAAAAUACUCAAUUAAAACAAGAGGUUGCUAGAUUAAAAAGAAAAUUACAAGAAGCUUUUGAACAACUUAAUAUGGUGAGUAGUGAGGCGAAAGUAUUUUUUAAUAGAACUUUCCGGAAGAGUAAUAGAAUAUAUAAAAAAUCAGAAUUUUAUAUAAAACCUUCCGGAAACUAUAGAAUUGGUUUAAUUAAUUAG
Meloidogyne enterolobii is the source of this 1140-nucleotide messenger RNA. The record is from the annotation of a GenBank genome assembly. Lineage: Eukaryota; Metazoa; Nematoda; Chromadorea; Rhabditida; Meloidogynidae.